ACAGGAAGUCUAUGGCGGUAAGAAACAUUAUAGUAUGUGGACAUAUAUCCCAGGACAUCUCACAAUAAUGAACAUAACUCUAACCAUGUGACCUAUUUAUGUUCUCAGACCCAUGUCCAGGAGAACUUUAAAGGCCCUGUUGUUCCUUGUAGUAGAUUUGGUGUGCUGUAUGAUUUUUGACAUCAAAAAAUAAAAGACAGUCAUAAAACAAUAAAUAUUAGACUCCGGGCCCUUCCACCCAGAAUAUCUGCAUUGAACUGGGUUAUCUGAGUCCAUAUAUUCCAGUUCAAAGCAGAUAAUGUGGGAUCUUAUUCCGCUGUGUGGAAGGGGGCCUCAAUUACCUAGGAUUUCUUUUAAACCAGUGUUUUGAUGUUACCAUUAGAAAAUAAGUCAAACUUGCUGAGAAUUAAAAUACAGGUGUGCUUUGUUUCAUCUGAGCAUGACAAAAAAGUGCUAUGUGACUACAUCUGCUGGUUUAUAUUGCAAAUUGGGACAAAGUUGAAGUUUUAAAACCAUCAGAAACCUACUUUCUCCUUUUUUUGAUAAUGUUGUUUAGCAUUCUGAACAGUUCCUUUAAAGUUCAGACUGGCCUUAUCCACACUGCCCAUAUAAUACAGUAUCUGAAUGCAGUUUAAGUGCAUUGAACUACAUUUUAUGGCAAUGUAGACUCACAGAAUCCAAGUCAAUGCAGACUUUGAUAUAUGGCUGUAUCUCCCAUUUGGUACUCUAAAAAAGUCUUAAUGUCAGAAAUAUGCCCCUUCAUGUCUGCAAAUACAUUCCAUAUGCAUAAUUUUUCACUCCAACUUUCCACCUUUAUUGCAGACUAUAUAAUAUAUAUGUGAUUGUAGGAAUAUCUAUGGCUUUAUAACUUAUCAUUGAGGGAACAAUAGGUUGGUUUUUAAUCUUUCUGUAACUAAGAAGUAUGUUGAUCCAUUUCAUUGGAGUCAACUUUUCAUUAAUCAAAUGGUGGCAAGCCAUCUCAUUAAUUAGUCUUUAGCAGUCUUUUUGGAUUCAGAUGGACCUAUCAGGCCAAUUAAAGAUUUGUUUUUUAGUUUCAUCAACUCAGUUUGCAGAGUUGGAUACUAACAAUGAGACAAAUGCUGGAAAGCAGGCUCUUGUUUAACCAGAUUUAAACCCUGGAGUUUGAUCCUUUGGAGACCAUGUUCCCCAGGGUUUAGAUAUGAUCAGGAAAUGGAUCCAUUUUCAGAAGAUAUAUUAAUGUUAAACAAGUUCUAUAUAUAAAAAAGUCAGGAGACCAAAACACAACACUUGAGAAUGCAUCAGAAACCUGUGCCAUUCCUUUUUAAUACACCCAUCUUUAUUUGUUUUGUUAUCCUUUUCGCCAUGCUACUCAUAGCAGUUUUAAAGAAACCAUCUACUUUCAGAUUUAUGGUUUUCAUCAGUGUGAGUAUAACCAUACUACUGUAUUAUAUAUUAUGUAUAUUCUUCUUUCAUAGAAAUAAUAUUUUGUCCUGCUUUUAUCUGUUUUGUUUUUUAAGUUGCCUGAAAUACAGCCCUCACAAUUUAAAAUUUCUCUUUCACAUUAUUAUUAUUUUCAUUAAGAUCAAAUGCCUUGGGUGGACAUCCACUUGGAAGUUUUAUAUGAUGUAGUCUGCUCUGUUGCUUUAUCUUUUCAUUUUCUUUAUGAAAAAGAUACCUCUUUCACAACAACCUUUUGUUGGAUGGCACCUGAUCCAUGGCAUGAAUAUAUGUAAUCAAAUUAAGACAGUUUUCAGUUGUGAUCCUUAUGGGGUAUAAAUUCUUGUGGAUGUGGGUUUUUCUUCUUUUGAUGGUCAUUUAUUCAUUGAAAGUGAUUCAUGUAUAAAAUAUUGUAUUAAUUUAUUCACAUAAUUUUUAAAGAUACAGCUUCAAAAAUGUGGCAUAUGUAAAAAAACUCAUAUAGUUUGGGACAAUAAUGGUAGCUUACUUUUUUCAUCUAACAGAGGAAGAGCCAGUCUUGAGAUGGAUCUUUCAAACCAUACAACUGUGAGUGAAUUUGUUAUUGCAGGGUUUCCUAUCCUGCAACAGAACAGAAUUCCAGUGUUUGUUCUGAUUUUAAUUGUCUACAUAUUGACAGUGACAGGAAAUAUGAUCAUAAUCUUCAUCACCCGAUAUGAAGUUUCUCUCCACACCCCUAUGUACUUCUUCCUGGGUAACUUUUCUUUGUUGGAGAUUUGUUUUACUUCAGUCACUGUCCCAACAAUACUGGUUAAUCUUGUCCGGGAACACAAUGUUGUAUCCUUCACCAACUGUCUUGUCCAAAUAUAUUUCUUUCAUGCUCUUGGUGGAAUCGAAUGCCUUCUUUUAGCUGCUAUGGCAUAUGACAGAUAUGUGGCUAUCCGUUCUCCUCUAAGAUACAGCAUCAUUAUGAGUAGUUUUGUCUAUGGUCAGCUUGCUGCCUGGUCUUGGGCCAUUGGAUUGGUAUUACCAUUGGUGCCAGUAAUUCUCAUAUCUCAGCUAAAUUAUUGUGGAAGCAAUGUGGUAGAUCACUUCUUCUGUGACAUCUUACCUUUGCUGAGGCUGGUUUGCAAUAGGACUCAACUCAAUGAGAUGUUGAGCUUUUUCAUCUGUACAUUUAUUCUUGUUGGCUCAUUCACACUAACGAUGAUUUCUUAUGCUGCAAUUCUGAUCACUGUUCUGGGCAUUCCUUCUUCAAAGGGACGUAAAAAGGCCUUCUCUACCUUUGCUUCCCAUUUGACAGUGGUUUGUAUUUUUUAUGGGACAAUGAUGUUCAUAUAUGUAAGACCAACCAGAAAUCUCUCCUUCAACAUGGACCAUUUAGUUGCUGUGUUCUACUGCCUGGUCACUCCACUCUUAAAUCCUAUUAUAUACAGCCUCCGGAACAAGGAGGUUAAAAAGGCCCUUAGAAAUGUUUUCUGUAGAAACCUUGAAGAGCUGAAGUAAUUAUUUAGUCUCAUAGAGAAGACUGAGGUGCUCUAAAAGAAGAACAUGUACAUGAAAAUACAAUGACAAGCAAAAAUAAUACAACUAGAGAUUAUAUCAUCAUGCACUUUAAUAGACUGAUAUUGAUUGCAAUUGUUUUAUAACUGCAGCUAUUGAUGCAUUUUAUUGAUCUUAACCAGGGGGUUUUAUGAUGUUUAUGUUGGUUGUUAUUGCUUCUGUGUUAUUGUAUUUGCACUUUUUGUAUUUUAUGUGUUGCACCUUGAGUGAGACAGCCCGAGUCCCUCAGGGAAAUGGUGGCGGGGUAUAAAUAAAGUUUAUCAUCAUCAUCAUCAUCAUCAUCAUCAUCAUCAUCAUCAUCAUCAUCA
Molecule: messenger RNA, 3269 nt
Organism: Anolis carolinensis (green anole)
Lineage: Eukaryota; Metazoa; Chordata; Lepidosauria; Squamata; Anolidae
Product: olfactory receptor 6N2
Exons: 1
Coding region: 1963-2904 (313 amino acids)
Biological process (GO): G protein-coupled receptor signaling pathway
Cellular component (GO): membrane
Molecular function (GO): olfactory receptor activity; G protein-coupled receptor activity
Source: RefSeq, a predicted model, not a curated record